Molecule: messenger RNA, 3006 nt
Organism: Lentinula edodes (shiitake mushroom)
Lineage: Eukaryota; Fungi; Basidiomycota; Agaricomycetes; Agaricales; Omphalotaceae
Product: secretory pathway protein Sec39-domain-containing protein
Exons: 3
Coding region: 1-3006 (1001 amino acids)
Biological process (GO): retrograde vesicle-mediated transport, Golgi to endoplasmic reticulum
Cellular component (GO): endoplasmic reticulum membrane; Dsl1/NZR complex
Molecular function (GO): SNARE binding
Source: RefSeq, a predicted model, not a curated record
AUGCCUUCUUCCGCUUACACGCGCUGGAUCAAGCUCACGGAUGAAGAACUCACAGUAAACAACGUUCGGGAUGUAUUGAAAGCCAUCCAUGAUGACCUAUGGGUUUCUGUGGCAUGCAGCGACAGACUCGUAGAUGACCUGACCCUCCAAAGAGUCAUAUUGGAGGUCGGACUUGAGCGUACACAGACAGCACUGGAACGCGUCAAGGAUAUUCUCCCUAGCGAGAGCGACACAGGCAAACAAACAUCUGCGGAGACUCUGACUGAAUACUUCAGAGAGUUGCCGGUUGAUGCUCAGCUUUGUCAUGUCCGGGCUAUUCUCUUGAAGCGGCUGGACCGGUUGAACACUUUCGUGGAACUAUGCAAGGAACAACCAAUUGUACCGGUAGAAAAGGAGGUGGAGGUGGAGGAUCCAGAGUGGGAAGAUGAUCCUUGGGCUGAAACCAACGCAGGCCCAGUAACGCCACGUACCAACGUUAUUCUUCCUCCCGUCACCCUUUCCGCCUUCCUCACAACCGACCUUCUACAAUCGGCAUUUAUUCUUGCUAUUCAUCAAUGGUUUGGUGCUCUCCGUGUGCUUCACUACCGACACAGAGCAUGUUUAUGGCCCCACCGAUUUACCAUUCUGGAACACAUUCCUGCACAUGCAAAUCCUACCGAUUAUCAUUUCCUCCUCCCAUCAUGUGAUAGCCUUACCAGCUCUGAGCAAAGAUUCGAUGCAAGUGAAUGGAGGUCCGAAAAGGAUGUUUCCGAGCUUCCUACCGUUCGCCUUGCGGUCCAAAGCUCCGAUGCUCUUUCUGGUUUCGACACCAUAAUUGACUCGACACCAGUCAUAACUGCACCGGAGGCUCCGGAAGACAUUCUAAACGCUGAGAGUGUCUCAGAAUGGUACCAGAAACGCGUCGACGACAUCAUAGAGGCUACCGGAAUGAUCGACAUCGUACUCACGCUCAUCCAGCAUGGAGCUUCACAGAAUGUACCUCAUCUGGAUGAAUUGGGUGAAGAUUUAAGCUUACUCUCGAGGCUUGUAUACGAUGUACCCCGUGGACAUAAAUCUGAAGACGAAGACUGGACUUUGACUCGAUGGCGCGCCAUGAAUCCUCCUGCUAUUAUCCGCGCGUAUUUGGCUCAUUCAACACCGUCUACUCUGCCACACGACAUUACUCAUUUCGUCAUGCCUUACCUUUUUGUCCUCGAAUCCCGCGCCGAACGCGCUGGUAAACCUGAACCUCAGCUUCCCAAACGACUCCUUUACGAAUACAUACUCCAUGCGCCACUAGAAAUGGUACUAUCCGUCUUCGAGGCUUCCAAGCCAACCCUACCAGCUGCACAAAGAAUCAUAAAGCAGGAAGACGAUAUGGUACGUUUAUCACUUGCUUGUUUGUAUGGCAGCGACAGCCUCAAUGAAUGGUCGACAAUGAGCGGCAUUUUCGAGUGCCUUCCGGUUUGGGAGAUGACUGCUGCCGACAACGAGGAGGAUGCGGCGGACAUGACAAUCUCAUCUUUAGGUGCUUUUGUCACGCCUUCGACAAGUCGACCUCGAGCAACACCAUCCGAUUUAUUGAUCUUCUUCAACCCUUUGCCGCUGUCUUCUUUAUCUAGAGCGCUUGAUAUUCUCGACGUUCACCUUGAAUCUGGAGAGAUAUUUUCUCGAUGGAGUGUGCCUGCUCCCCUGAGAUGGUUUUUACAGAGCAGCAAUAGUCUCGCAGAGCAAAGAGCAUGGGCAAACCGAAUGGCUAGAAGAGCUGGCGGUUCCGAAGACGAAUUGACAUCCCUGGAGGACUGGGAAUGGUUACUUGAGGACAUGUUGAAACUUGCAGGGGAGACCAAAAUCAAAGGUGCUUUUGGGCUUCUUCCGCGGGACGAGAUCAUUCGAAUCUACUUCGGCGGCCUUCUCAGUACUGGAAAAUUCGAGGUUGCGAAGGACUUACUUCGCAAGACAACUCAACUCAAGUUCGAAAAAGAAUCUCUAGAAGACAUUUGUCUUGCCUGCUCACAUGAAUUUUACGAUAACGCUAGUUCAGGAAAUUAUAAGUUCGGUGAAAUGAAAUUAGCUUAUGAAUGUCUUGAUGUCCCCCCUUUGUCCGACCGGUUGAUCAAGGAAAAAGAAUUUAUCGAGGCUACUUCUCGCCUAUCGUCCUUCAAUAUCGUGUCUCGCCCCGGAAUACCAAUAUCUCCAAUAGAGAUAAGGCUCACUAAGGACCGUUUGUCUUUGGUAUCACAAGUGCUUUCCAGUAAUGUGGAUGCAUACAAACAUACCGAAGUUAUCCUGGACUUGGUGUACAAACUUGGAUUCAGAGAUGAUAUAGCUGCCGAAGUAAAGGCUUUCGCUAUGCUAGCAGACACUGCAUUACAGGCUGAGGAUUUUAGUCGGGCAUAUGAGACUAGCCAACGUAUGAUUGACACUGUGCUCAACCUCCGCGCUACGCUAAUGGGCAUAGGCGACCCCAAAGUCAGGGAAGCCAGUGAGGUCUGCUGGGUAGCAUGUUUCCAGUUAGGUCGUCAACCAGAAUUUGACGACGUUGAUAAGAAGCUACUCCUUUUGGGACGAGCAAUUGAGAUAUGUCCCCCCGAUAGGUUGCACGACGUGUUGACGGCAUGGAGGCGUUUGGAGAAUGAAGAUCUCGAAGCCAGACAGGAGAGAUUGGAGACCAGCCACAACGGAGCUGUCACAACCGUCCACCCGAAAAAUACCAAGUCAUUACCAAAAACCGCUGCUUCUUCCUUACAAACACGGUUGCGCGAUUUUCACAUGCCCUCUCCUCCAUUGCUGAAUACGCCAGACGCCAGGGCGCUCGCCAGCAAAACCUUCAAUACCGUUGCUGCUAAUUUCCCGUUUUCCGUUGGUCACCGUGGUCGGUCACAAUUUUCUCAGCUUUCUCAGGGAGAUGAGCGAUCCAGAAGUGGAAGCAGGAAAGGGACCGGCACUGACGACGUGCAGACUCAAGCAUCGAGGGUAUUUUCGAAGGGGAUUGGUUGGCUCAUUGGAGCUGACGAGGACAUUUGA